Molecule: messenger RNA, 2591 nt
Organism: Fukomys damarensis (Damara mole-rat)
Lineage: Eukaryota; Metazoa; Chordata; Mammalia; Rodentia; Bathyergidae
Gene: Tmem144
Product: transmembrane protein 144
Exons: 13
Coding region: 744-2072 (442 amino acids)
Biological process (GO): carbohydrate transmembrane transport
Cellular component (GO): membrane
Molecular function (GO): carbohydrate transmembrane transporter activity
Source: RefSeq, a predicted model, not a curated record
CAGGAAGCCGCACCUUUUUACAGUGCUCAGUGUGCUUUCCUCCUCCGGAUUGUUAACUGUCCGGCUGGCCUCUGUGAAAUGACCCUUCUGCACCCCGGCCUCCCUUGGCCUGGGAAGCGACAGAGUUCAGCACUGCCGCUUUCAGAGCUUGCCUGCCUUUGGCUCCCUGCGCUUGAUGGGCCAAGGUCCAUAUUGUGUGUCCUCAGGACUCUGCCACCAGAGAGAGGGUCUCCAGCCCGAACCCUUGGCUUGGCAGCUGGAGAUGCGCUGGGCGAGCGCACUGCUGAAUAACUCGCUCUCCUUUAACUUUUGUUCCAAUUUAAGGUCAAAGGCGUCCAGCAGGUACACGCGGAGCAACGUUUCUCAAAAUCUAGGCAACCUGCAUUUUAACCCACUGCCCGGGAGAUUCUUACAGAAAGGAAAGUUUGACAAGUGUGGAUUCGGAAUACAGUUCUCAAGUCUGGCUCCACAGGAGGGUCUCUAGGAGGAGGUUUUAAAAGAAGUAAAUCCUGAGUUUCGCCCCAGAGAUUCUGGGCCUUCCUGCUUGGCCGGUGGCCCGAGGGCCCCAGGGCGUGCCCCACCGUGUCUUGGGCCCCGAAGCAGGAAGGCUGCACUGCAGACGGAGGAGGAGUCAGGGAGGAGGAGCGGGCAGAGACGGCGGAGCGGGCCGGCCGGCGCGAAACACUGGAGAAGUGCAACAAGUCUAAAGAGAAGCAGCUCUCUCUUGGGCGGACCUCGGAACCAUGAGCAGUAAUGGGACAGGACUAGACAUCGGCUAUCUCUCCUCUUUCGCAGCAAUACUUUUGUUUGGGUCAAAUUUUGCACCACUUAAAAAAUAUGACACUGGUGACGGGAUGUUCCUUCAGUGGGUGCUCUGUGCUGCCAUUUGGUUAGUUGCCUUGGUGGUCAACCUGAUACUCCACUGCCCUCGGUUUUGGCCUUUUGCGAUGCUUGGAGGCUGCAUUUGGGCAACAGGGAAUAUUGCUGUUGUCCCCAUUAUCAAAACCAUUGGUCUAGGCCUUGGAAUCCUAAUCUGGGGGUCAUUUAAUGCUGUGACUGGCUGGGCAAGCUCAAGGUUUGGCUGGUUUGGAAUGGAUGCUGAGGAGGUGUCAGAGCCAGUGCUGAAUUACCUCGGAGCUGGGCUCUCAGUAGUGAGUGCUUUCAUAUUUUUGUUCAUCAAAAGCGAAAUACCACGUAACACUCUUGCCACGGAUACUACGCCGUUACUGACGGAGCAUGCGAUCAACUCCACUCCAGACCCCUGCGCCAGCCCCUCCUGGGUGGACAGACUCUCGGCAGCGCACCGCCGCCUGCUGGGCUGCAGCCUCGCGGUGAUGUCCGGGACGCUCUACGGGUCUACGUUCGUGCCGAUCAUUUAUAUCAAGGACCACGGCAAAAGAAAUGACAGUGUAUACGCCGGGGCAAGCCAGUACGAUUUAGACUACGUUUUUGCACACUUCAGCGGCAUCUUUCUUACAAGCACAGUCUACUUUUUGGUCUACUGCAUAGCCAUGAAAAACAGUCCCAAACUCUAUCCAGAAGCCGUCUUACCAGGGUUCCUGUCAGGAGUGCUUUGGGCAAUAGCUACCUGCUGCUGGUUCGUAGCUAAUCACUCUCUCAGUGCCGUGGUCAGUUUCCCAAUAAUCACUGCUGGUCCAGGAUUUAUAGCUGCAUUGUGGGGUGUCUUCAUUUUUAAGGAAAUACAGCUAAACAGUGCAAGCAGCUUUAAGGAGUGCAGACCUGAUCUCCAGCUGAGGCAAGUGCCCCUGGCUGAGAAAAACACAAUCCCAAAGCAAAGACUCUUGGACUCCGAGCCUCUUCUUUUUAUUUGUUCUGGGGGUUGCACCAUUAAACCAAACCAAGGGGUGCCUCCCCGCCCAUCUAGGUCUCUAGCCACCCCACCCCAGUCUCCCUUUCAGAUAAGGUCUUGCCAACUCCAGAUCCUCCUGCCUCGGCCUCCGGAGCAGUUGGGGUUGCAGGCGUGCCAGUCUGCCCCCCUCCCGCUCACUGCUCCAGCAGCACCGUCCUCCUUGCUGUCUUGGGAAAGCCUCGUGCUUUCUCUUUGCGCCUGAAGUUCCUCCUACCUGGAUCCUCCUCGCCACCCCAUUCCCUGGGCAGGCGGUCGAUAGCGGCAGCUAGGAGCUCGGCUCCCGGCCUCCUGACAGCUUUAGGACGGACACAGUGCAUGGUUAGACGGGGGCUCUGCACGGUGACACCCGCUGGUGCGGUCCCGGCCCGGGGUUCCCCGAUUCUUCUCUGUGCUACUCGAUUGGCUGCGUGACAGCGCACAGCUGUUCACCUGCACUCACCCGAAGGGAUGGGCGAGUCGGGAAGACGGCGGGUUUUGAGAGAAUCUGGAUAAUUACUAGAGAGCACGCCGGGGCACAGCAGAGGGCAGUAAGUUCCUGCGGUCCUGGAAGAACCUGCUUCCUGUGCGUCCGAUCAGGUUUACCACGGCAGCGUCCCUGAGGCUGUGACCCUUACUGUUACUAUACUGUUGUUGCCCAGGGUCUGCGGAACUACCUCCUGCUGGGCCUCGCCUUCUGCACCAUCCUGGCGGGGGCGCUCUGCACCGCUUUUUCUGAAGUCUG